Messenger RNA from Drosophila ficusphila, 1817 nucleotides. RefSeq names its product beta-1,3-galactosyltransferase brn. Lineage: Eukaryota; Metazoa; Arthropoda; Insecta; Diptera; Drosophilidae. Gene Ontology annotation, cellular component: membrane. The coding region runs from base 215 to 1372 and encodes 385 amino acids. The transcript is spliced from 2 exons. The record is from RefSeq and is a predicted model, not a curated record. Gene Ontology annotation, molecular function: hexosyltransferase activity.
AAUUUAGUGUGUGCUCACUGGCACAGGCGUUAGUGACUCUUCUUACAAUUGCCCACAAUUAAUUGCAAUAAAAAAAAACAAUUGCUCGUUGUUAUUAUUUUUAGUUUUAGUAAUAAUAAAACUUUAAUAAAAAACUCACUGCUGCGGAUACACACACACAUAUAAAUACGAAGGAGAGAGCUGCGAGGGGACUCCCACGUAGAAUGUGAGAAAGAUGCGCAUGCGCGGUCGAAGAUUGCUACCGAUUAUCCUAUCGCUUGUUUUGAUCGUCCUGUUGAGUCUGUGCUACUUUUCCGGCCACUCAAGGGACUCGCCCGUCGACGAGUUCCUGCUGCACUUGCCCCCGGGAACAGAGGAGGAUCCCGAAAGCCAUCCGCCAUCAGCCAAUCCUCUUCUGAAUCUCACCGAUUUCCAGUAUCUCAUGCACAGCAAUGUGUGCCGAAAAGCGGAACGGGAACUCCUAGCCAUUCUAAUCGUAACAUCAUAUGCCGGCCACGAUGCUCUGCGAUCUGCCCACCGACAGGCCAUUCCCCAAAGCAAGCUGGCCGAGAUGGGCCUGCAGAGGGUCUUCCUCCUGGCCGCUUUACCCCAACGCGAGCGCUUCAUUAGCCAGGAGCAACUGGUCAGCGAACAUCAGCGUUUCGGGGACCUGCUCCAGGGUAACUUCGUCGAGGACUAUCGCAAUCUGAGCUACAAACAUGUUAUGGGACUGAAGUGGGCCUCCCAGGAGUGUAAGCAGCACGCCAAGUUCAUCAUUAAGCUGGACGACGACAUCAUCUACGAUGUGUUUCAUCUGCGAAGAUACCUGGAAGCCCUCGAAGUGGGCCAACCUGAGCUGGCCACCUCCAGCACUCUGCUAUCCGGUUACGUGCUGGACGCCAAGCCUCCCAUUCGCCUGAGGGCCAACAAGUGGUAUGUUACCAAAAAGGAGUAUCCACACGCUUUGUAUCCCGCCUACUUGUCCGGCUGGCUGUACGUGACCAAUGUGCCAACGGCCGAAAGGAUUGUGGCCGAGGCGGAGAGGGUCUCGCUGUUUUGGAUCGACGACACCUGGCUGACUGGCGUGGUGCGGACCCGCCUGGGGAUUCCCCUCGAGCGGCACAACGAUUGGUUCUCGGCCAACGCGGAAUUCAUCGACUGCUGUGUGCGGGAUCUCAAGCAGCAUGGCUUCGAGUGCGAGUACUCAGUGGGACCUAAUGGCGGGGACGACCGACUGCUGGUGGAGUUUCUGCACAACGUUGAGAAGUGCUACUUCGACGAGUGCGUCAAACGGCCGGCGGGCAAGUCGCUCAAGGAGACCUGCGUGGCGGCGGCCAAGUCUCGAGCCCCGGAGCAUGGUUUGGCUGAAGUAAAACCACUGCGACUGAGGUGACCUCAGUUCCCGGACGCAUCGGGCCCACCUUGAACCAGCUAAGCCACUCAGUAAUUAGUAUUUAGGGACUUCCACGUGCAAGAGGGCGAAAGAGGUAUCCUCCUUAAUAGAUAUCCAGCCUCAACCAUCUUAUUUUAAGGCAUAGCUAUAAAAUAUUGCAAUUUCAGAUCCUAGAGCUAGACUGUUUUUUCCCCAUUUGCUUUGAUUUGAAUUGAUUUGAUUUCUAUUUGAGACAGUUUUAGUAUUUAUGACUGCCGAAGUUUGAUUAAUAUUAAUUGAAGGGUGUUGAUGAAUUCAUAAUAAUGUGUAAACAGUAGCAUUUUUCAACUCCAACUGAACCGACUCCGUCCUCAUCAGUAUAUUAGAUCUUAAGUUUUGUCUUGCGAUAAAUUAUAGAUAAAAACUGCAUUUAUAAAAAACAAUAAAGAUUUAAUUUUUGCAAAAA